AUGCUUGACAAUGUUGAUGAUAAAAAUGAAAAUGAUAUACCUGACAAUGUUGAUGAUGACAAAAAUGAUAACGAUGAUGAUGAAUUUCCUAAGGAAAACGUUACUAUUGAAGAGGUUGAUGAUAAAUCUGUAAAAGAAAAUGGUACUAAUGAAGAUGUAGAUGGUUUAAUUCAUAAUAAGUCCAUUCCCUUCAAUAUCUAUGAUCCAAGUACUUGGAAUAAUCUUGAUAUAAAAUAUAGAGAUUUGCCAGUGAUAAAUAGUCCUACAAGAGACCCGACACUUGAAAAGGGUGCAAAAGAUAAUUUGUCUAGAUGUUUCUCUUCAAGCCAUUACACUUGUUAUUUAUCAAAUGGUGAGAAAUGUGAUAGGCCACGACAGGUGUAUUCAAAUGAUCUUGAUAGGGUUUUUUGUUUUUGUUGUAAGUUAUUUAAAAGAGAUUUACAAAAAAGUAGGUUAAUACAUGAAGGAUUUAGUGACUGGGUACAUCUCAGUGUCAGGCUUAAAGAACAUGAAAUGAGUAGUGUGCAUAUCAACAACAUGGCUACUUGGAUUGAUUUACGUGCUAGAUUGAACAAAAAUGAAACAAUUGAUGUAGAAAUUCAAAUUGGAAGGAAGUACUACAAAGAAUAA
This is a messenger RNA of Olea europaea var. sylvestris, 630 nucleotides long. Its product is annotated as zinc finger MYM-type protein 5-like. The transcript has a single exon. Bases 1 to 630 code for a protein of 209 amino acids. NCBI's taxonomy places the organism in Eukaryota, Viridiplantae, Streptophyta, Magnoliopsida, Lamiales, Oleaceae. The record is from RefSeq and is a predicted model, not a curated record.